ACGAUGAGGCAAAGGUGAAAAGUGUGGUAGGAAUUCCUACCGAUUUUGUUGUGUAAACUUUUUUCUCUAUUUUGUAAAGUUAUAUAUUAAAAAUAUAUACAUUUAAGUAGAGUGAAUACUUAUAUUAUCUACAAAUUGAGAGCUUUAUUUUUGUCUCAUUCCUCGUUUUAUAUCGAAAUGGAAUCCAGGACUGAGUUUAAAAUAAAAUCACCGCCAACUGAUGCAAUUUCUGCGGUGGAAUUUGGACCAAACUCUACACAGUUCCUAUUAGUAUCAUCAUGGGACAGUACAGUACGAUUAUACGAUAUCCAUGCAAAUACAAUGAGGUUGAAAUAUAAUCAUGAUUUACCAGUAUUGGAUGUUGCAUUUCAGGAUGCUGUCCAUGCUUAUAGUGGUGGAUUAGGAAAUACUUUAAAGAUGUAUGACAUAAAUAGUAAUACAGAAUCAAUAAUGGGUACACAUGAUAAGCCAAUCAGAAAAAUAGAAUAUUGCGCGGCCGUAAACGCGAUAUUAACUGGUGGUUGGGAUGCUGCGGUAAAAUUAUGGGAUCCACGAACACCCACUUGCGUCGGUAGUUAUUUGCAACCAGAAGUAGUUCUCGCUUUGUCUGUAUGCGGUGACAAAUUUGUCGUGGGAACAGCGAAACGAAAAGUUUGUAUUUGGGAUUUGCGAAACAUGGCAGGCAUGUUUCAAAGACGAGAAAGUAGUUUAAAAUAUCAAACGCGCUGCAUCAAAGGUUUUCCCAAUGAGCAGGGAUAUGUAUUGAGUAGCAUAGAAGGUCGAGUUGCUGUCGAAUAUCUUGAUACCAUGCCAGAAGCUCAAAAGAAGAAAUAUGCAUUUAAAUGCCAUAGAAUAAAAGAAAAUAACGUCGAGCACAUUUAUCCAGUGAACGCUAUUAGCUUUCAUUCUGCAUAUAAUACAUUCGCCACUGGUGGUUCGGAUGGUUAUGUGAACAUCUGGGAUGGUUUUAACAAGAAACGCCUGUGCCAAUUCCAUCGUUAUAACGCUGGUGUAGCUGCACUUAGUUUCAGUCAUGAUGGUUCUGUGCUCGCGAUAGGAGUCUCGUAUUUAAACGAAGCUGAAAUUCCCCCGGGCGGCAGUGAUGAACGAGAAAUUUAUAUAAGAUAUGUCAAUGAUCAGGAAACUAAACCAAAAUAAAGACAGGUAUUGCAUAAGAUAGGUGGAACUCGAUUAUAAAAAGACUAUUAGACAGUGAAUCUCCAUGUAUAUUCUAUGUAUUUAAAACAACAAGAAGAAUUUGAAAUGGAGAAACACAUUGUGUAACAAAUUGUAAAUAAAUAUUUGAUUAUUAAUUUAUAUGCAUUUUGCGUAUGCAAAAAUAAUA
Messenger RNA from Camponotus floridanus (Florida carpenter ant), 1345 nucleotides. RefSeq names its product mitotic checkpoint protein BUB3 (gene Bub3). The record is from RefSeq and is a predicted model, not a curated record. NCBI's taxonomy places the organism in Eukaryota, Metazoa, Arthropoda, Insecta, Hymenoptera, Formicidae. The transcript is spliced from 5 exons. Bases 178 to 1158 code for a protein of 326 amino acids. Gene Ontology annotation, cellular component: mitotic checkpoint complex; kinetochore; bub1-bub3 complex. Gene Ontology annotation, molecular function: ubiquitin binding. Gene Ontology annotation, biological process: mitotic spindle assembly checkpoint signaling.